Peromyscus californicus insignis is the source of this 921-nucleotide messenger RNA. RefSeq names its product GTPase IMAP family member 5-like. The coding region runs from base 1 to 921 and encodes 306 amino acids. Gene Ontology annotation, molecular function: GTP binding. The record is from RefSeq and is a predicted model, not a curated record. The transcript has 2 exons. NCBI's taxonomy places the organism in Eukaryota, Metazoa, Chordata, Mammalia, Rodentia, Cricetidae.
AUGGAAGGCCUUCAGAAGAACACAUACGGAACUAUAGUUGAAGGAACCCGGGGAGUCUACCAUGCAGCAGAAUCAUACUGGCUGAGGAUCCUCCUGGUGGGCAAAUCUGGCUGUGGGAAAAGUGCCACAAAGAACAGCAUCCUCUGCCAACAAGCAUUCGAGUCCAGGCUCAGAGCUCAGUCGGUGACCAGGAUCAGUCAGGCAGAGAUAGGCACAUGGAACGGAAAGAGCUUCCUAGUGGUAGACACACCCCCCAUCUUUGAGUCAAAGGCUCAGAACCAAGACAUGGACAAGGACAUUGGAGACUGCUACCUGCUGUGUGCCCCAGGACCCCACGUGCUGCUGCUGGUGACCCAGCUGGGACGCUUCACAGCCCAGGACACCAUGGCUGUGAGGAGGGUGAAGGAGAUCUUUGGGGCUGGAGUCAUGAAGCACAUGAUCAUCUUCUUCACCCACAAGGAAGACCUGACAGAUGAGACCUUGGAUGGGUUUGUGACCCACACUGACAACCGCAGCCUGUGCAGCCUGGUUCAGGAGUGUGGGAGGAGGUACUGUGCCUUUAAUAACAGGGCCUCAGGGGAAGAGCAGCAGGGACAGCUGGCAGAGCUCAUGACCUUGGUGAGGAGGCUGGAACAAGAGUUGGAGCAUUGCUCUUUCUACAGCAAUGACCUCUUCCUUCAUGCCUGUGUGUUCCUUAGUGGUGACAAGAGUGAGGAUCAGGAAGCCUAUAGGUGCUACCUGUCGAAGGUGAGGCAGGAGGUGGAGAGGCAAAAGCAGAAACUGAAGGAGCAGGAGGUGAGCUGGGUAGCUAAGAUGCUUUACAGAGUCAAGACAUGCAUGGGCCCCCACAUUUUCCUUAUUGUGUGUGGUUUGAUUUUGACCGCCAUUUUAAUUAACUUGUCUAUUACCCAGGGGAACUGA